Miscanthus lutarioriparius is the source of this 867-nucleotide messenger RNA. NCBI's taxonomy places the organism in Eukaryota, Viridiplantae, Streptophyta, Magnoliopsida, Poales, Poaceae. The record is from the annotation of a GenBank genome assembly.
AUGUCAAGCCUGUGCUACUGGCUGCUGCUUCUACUCGUGCAUUUCUCUCGCUCGACCAGCAGGGCCACCGCUGGCAAGGUGUCGGCGUUCAUUGUGUUCGGGGACUCCACAGUGGACACGGGCAACAACAACUUCAUCCCCACCAUCGCCAAGGCCAACUUCCCGCCAUAUGGGCGCGACUUCAACGGGGGCGUCGCCACCGGCAGGUUCUCCAACGGCCGGCUUGUCACAGACUUCAUUUCAGAGGCCUUCGGUUUGCCGUCGACUCUGCCGGCAUACCUGGACCCCAGCUACACGAUCGACCAGCUCGCUAAGGGCGUCAGCUUUGCCUCCGGAGCCACCGGGCUGGAUGAUCUAACAGCAAAAUUCACAUCAGUAAUACCCCUGGGCCAGCAGCUGGAGUACUUCGAGGAGUACAAGGCGAGGCUGGAAGCCGCAAAGGGGGAGUCCGUGGCCAGCGAGAUCAUCGCCGAGGCUGUGUACAUCUUCAGCAUCGGCACCAACGACUUCAUCCUUAAUUACUUCACCCUUCCUGUCCGCCCCGUCCAGUAUACCCCGGCGGAGUACGUCGGCUACCUCGUUAGCCUUGCUGAAGCGGCCGCCCGUGACGCCUACCACCUCGGCGCGCGCAAGUUCGGGCUCUGCGGGCUCCCUCCGUUCGGGUGCUUACCUCUCUCGAGGACGCGGAACCACAGAGAGCCAGGCGAGUGCAACGAGGAGUACAACCAGCUGGCCAUGAGGUUCAAUGCCGAGCUGCAGGACGCCGUGACGAAGCUCAAUGGUGACCUCGCCGGCGUGCUGGUGGUUUACGUUGACAUUUACAGCGUGUUGUCUGACAUCGUUGCCAAUCCGUCGGACUACGGUUAG